Messenger RNA from Dipodomys ordii (Ord's kangaroo rat), 3241 nucleotides. RefSeq names its product multiple EGF-like-domains 11 (gene Megf11). The coding region runs from base 4 to 3138 and encodes 1044 amino acids. The record is from RefSeq and is a predicted model, not a curated record. The transcript has 22 exons. Gene Ontology annotation, cellular component: membrane. NCBI's taxonomy places the organism in Eukaryota, Metazoa, Chordata, Mammalia, Rodentia, Heteromyidae. Gene Ontology annotation, molecular function: protein binding.
CUGAUGGCGCUCCCCGUGGCCAGCCUGCUGGUUGUCUCUUUCCUGCAAACUGUCUUCACCCUAAACCCUGAGGACCCCAAUGUGUGCAGCCACUGGGAGAGCUAUGCGGUGACGGUCCAGGAGUCCUACGCACACCCCUUCGAUCAGAUCUACUACACAAGAUGCACGGAUAUCCUCAACUGGUUUAAGUGUACCCGGCACCGGAUAAGCUAUAAGACAGCAUAUCGGCGCGGGCUUCGGACCAUGUACCGGCGGCGGUCCCAGUGCUGCCCGGGCUACUAUGAGAAUGGAGACUUCUGCAUUCCCCUGUGCACGGACGAGUGCAUGCAUGGCCGCUGCGUUUCGCCGGAUACCUGCCGCUGUGAACCAGGCUGGGGAGGUCCCGACUGCUCCAGUGGCUGCGACAGCGACCACUGGGGUCCCCACUGCAGCAACCGGUGCCAGUGCCAGAACGGCGCCCUGUGCAACCCCAUCACCGGCGCCUGCGUGUGCGCCGCCGGCUUCCGAGGGUGGCGCUGCGAGGAGCUGUGCGCGCCGGGCACGCACGGCAAAGGCUGCCAGCUGCCGUGCCAGUGUCGCCACGGCGCCAGCUGCGACCCGCGCACCGGCGAGUGCCUCUGUGCUCCGGGCUACACCGGCGUCUACUGCGAGGAGCUGUGCCCCCCUGGAAGCCAUGGAGCUCACUGUGAGCUGCGCUGCCCCUGCCAGAAUGGGGGCACCUGUCACCACAUCACCGGCGAGUGUGCGUGUCCUCCAGGCUGGAUGGGAGCAGUGUGUGCACAGCCCUGCCCACCAGGCACGUUUGGCCAGAACUGCAGCCAAGACUGUCCUUGCCACCAUGGCGGGCAGUGUGACCAUGUGACUGGACAGUGCCACUGCACAGCCGGGUACAUGGGAGAGAGGUGCCAGGAAGAAUGUCCCCUUGGGACCUUCGGCUUCCAGUGCUCGCAGAGCUGCGAUUGUCACAAUGGAGGCCAGUGUUCACCCGCCACCGGCGCCUGCGAGUGUGAACUGGGCUACAAGGGUCCAAGCUGCCAGGAACGGCUGUGCCCCGAGGGCCUGCAUGGCCCAGGCUGCGCCUCGCCUUGCCCCUGCCAUCCGGACAACACCAUCAGCUGCCACCCAGUAACCGGAGCCUGUACCUGCCAGCCGGGCUGGUCUGGCCACCACUGCAAUGAGUCCUGCCCUGCUGGCUACUUCGGCGAUGGCUGCCAGCUGCCUUGCACCUGUCAGAACGGCGCCGAUUGCCACAGUGUCACUGGGAGCUGCACGUGUGCCCCGGGCUUCAUGGGAGAGAUCUGUACAGUGCCCUGUGCAGCAGGGACCUAUGGCCCCAACUGCUCCUCUGUCUGUAGCUGUAACAACGAUGGCAUCUGCUCCCCCAUUGAUGGCUCCUGCACUUGCAAGGAAGGGUGGCAGGGCCUGGACUGUUCCCUGCCAUGUCCCAGUGGGACAUGGGGCCUGAACUGCAAUGAGAGCUGUACCUGUGCCCACGGGGCAUCCUGUAGUCCCACCGAUGGCUCCUGUGCCUGUACCCCAGGCUGGCUGGGGGAGAGCUGCGAGCUGCCCUGCCCGGAUGGCACAUUUGGGCUGAACUGCACCGAACAUUGUGACUGCAGCCAUGCUGAUGGUUGCGACCCUGUCACGGGCCACUGCUGCUGCCUAGCAGGAUGGACAGGCAUCCGCUGCGACAGCACGUGUCCCCAAGGUCGCUGGGGCCCCAACUGCUCCAUCUCCUGCAGCUGUGAGAAUGGCGGCUCCUGCUCUCCGGAGGAUGGAAGCUGCGAGUGUGCCCCUGGCUUCCGAGGACCCUUGUGUCAGAGAAUCUGUUCCCCCGGAUUCUAUGGUCAUGGCUGCGCCCAGCCUUGCCCCCUCUGCGUGCACAGCAGCGGGCCUUGUCACCACAUCAGCGGUGUCUGUGAGUGCCUCCCGGGCUUCUCUGGAGCCCUCUGCAAUCAAGUGUGUGCUGGAGGGCACUUUGGGCAGGACUGUGCCCAGCUCUGUUCCUGUGCCAACAACGGGACCUGCAGCCCCAUCGAUGGCUCCUGCCAGUGCUUCCCUGGAUGGAUUGGCAAGGACUGCUCACAGGCAUGCCCACCAGGCUUCUGGGGCUCUGCCUGUUUCCACACGUGCAGCUGUCACAAUGGAGCCACCUGCAGCGCAGAGGACGGGACCUGCCACUGCACCCCAGGCUGGACGGGACUUUUCUGCACCCAGCGUUGUCCAGCAGCGUUUUUCGGAAAGGAUUGUGGGCGUGUGUGUCAGUGUCAGAAUGGUGCCAGCUGUGACCACAUUAGUGGCAAGUGCACUUGCCGAACAGGCUUCACCGGGCGCCACUGUGAACAGAGAUGUGCCCCAGGAACCUUUGGCUACGGGUGUCAGCAGCUGUGUGAGUGCAUGAACAACGCCACCUGUGACCACGUGACUGGCACUUGUUAUUGCAGCCCUGGAUUCAAGGGAAUCAGGUGUGACCAAGCUGCCCUCAUGAUGGAGGAGCUGAAUCCGUACACCAAGAUCAGCCCGGCUCUGGGCACAGAGCGGCACUCGGUGGGCGCCGUCACGGGCAUCGUGCUGCUCUUAUUCCUAAUCGUGGUGCUACUGGGCCUAUUCGCCUGGCGCCGGAGGCGACAGAAAGAGAAGGGCCGGGACCUGGCUCCCCGUGUCUCCUAUACCCCUGCCAUGCGGAUGACCAGCACCGACUACUCCCUGUCAGGUGCUUGUGGAAUGGACAGACGUCAGAACACAUACAUUAUGGACAAAGGCUUCAAAGAUUACAUGAAAGAUUCCGCGUGCAGUUCUAGUACUUGCUCCUUGAAUAGCAGUGAAAACCCUUACGCCACAAUUAAGGACCCGCCCAUCCUCACCUGCAAGCUUCCAGAAAGCAGCUAUGUAGAAAUGAAGUCACCUAUGCACAGGGGGUCUCCGUACACAGAUGGGCCAUCCUUGUCGACAUCUAAUAAAAAUAUAUAUGAAGUUGAGCCCACAAUCAGUGUGGUCCAAGAAGGCCUCGGUCAUAACUCCAGCUAUAUCCAGAAUCCAUACGACCUACCUAAGAACAGCCAUAUUCCUGGUCAUUAUGACCUCCUCCCAGUAAGACAGAGCCCUGCCAAUGGGUCCUCCCGGGACAUGCAGUCGUAAGAGGGAUGAGCUUCUCUCUUGCAGUGUGCUCUGCUGAACUUUCUCUGACUCACGAAAGAAGACAAUCCCUUGACUUGAAAUAACGGUGCAGAUUGACUCCAGC